Erythranthe guttata (spotted monkey flower) is the source of this 587-nucleotide messenger RNA. The record is from RefSeq and is a predicted model, not a curated record. Lineage: Eukaryota; Viridiplantae; Streptophyta; Magnoliopsida; Lamiales; Phrymaceae.
GCGGCGGCGGCGCAGGUGGUUGAGCGGCAGGAUCUGAUGGCGAAGGAGAAGAGGAUGAAAGUACUGGUGCCAAUGGAUGACAGUGAUGGGAGUUUCUAUGCGCUCAAGUGGGCGCUUGACAAUCUCUUCGGCAACCACGCUGCUUCUGAGCCGCCGUUGCCGGCGGCGGAGGAGAACUUCAUAACCCUGCUCAACGUACAGCCACUUUUCCAGCCCUUCAUCUACCCCGCCGGCCCAGGUAUAUUGGUGUACGCAACUCCGGCGGUGAUUGAUGCAGUGAAGAAAGGGCAACAGCAGAAUGCUGCCAAUAUCCUCUCACGUGCCUUGCACAUAUGCAAACAGAACAAGGUGAAGGCAGAAACGUUGAUGCUGGAAGGUGAUGCAAAGGAUAAGAUCUGUCAAGCAGCCGAGGAAUUGCACGUCGAUCUUCUUGUUCUUGGCAGCCGCGGCCUCGGUACCAUUAAGAGGGCAUUGCUGGGAAGUGUAAGCAAUUACUGUGCCCAUCAUGCUACUUGCCCUGUUCUCAUAGUGAAGCCUCCUCCGAGAUCUGCUCACGACUAAUAUUUUAAGUGUACCGUUUCAAGUAA